This is a messenger RNA of Moesziomyces antarcticus, 1146 nucleotides long. RefSeq names its product NAD-dependent epimerase/dehydratase. The transcript has a single exon. The record is from RefSeq and is a predicted model, not a curated record. NCBI's taxonomy places the organism in Eukaryota, Fungi, Basidiomycota, Ustilaginomycetes, Ustilaginales, Ustilaginaceae. The coding region runs from base 1 to 1146 and encodes 381 amino acids.
AUGAAACUCAGCGCCAUCCCUUGGACUGGCUUGCCUAUAUAUGUCGUCUGCUUUGAUGACUGCCCGCACCAUUCAUCGUCAUCAUUUUCACUCACACACAUCGCAUUCCCAAGCCUUCUGCAGCCAGACGUCCCACACCUCCCAGCAUCAUCCGCAUCUGCCACCACAAUGUCCACCCCAGCCCAGAUCAGCAUCUUCCCUGCCUCCUCGGCAAGCGCUUCUCGCCUCGCCCAGCUUCUGCAGGACAGGCACCCGGACAUCCGCGUGCGCCUUGCUGCCCGCUCGCCUGCCAAGCUCCAAGCUAGCGGCUCCAACGUCUCCAUCGCUCAGUCCUCGCUCAACGUCUCCGAUCCCGCUUCCAUCAAGGAUGCUCUCGACGGAAGUGACGCUGCCUACAUCAUGAAUCCUCCCUUUUACACCGAGCAAGAUCCCGCUGCCCUCUCCAAGACUUUCAUCGACAACAUCGUCGCUGCCGCAAACGCAAGCUCCACGCUCAAGAGAAUCGUCUUCCUCUCGUCCAUCGGUGCCGAAAAGACCUCGGGCACCGGCCCCAUCAACAACGUUCACAUCGCAGAGACCGGCCUCCUCGCCGACCUCCGUGACGGCGUAGAAGCCAUUGCGCUCCGCCCGCCCUACUUCCUCUCCAACUUCAAGUCGGUGCUCCCGCUCGCCAUCAGCCCUCCCCACAUCCUUCCCUCCAUGCUGCUCCCCUUCGACAAGCCUUAUGCACUCAUCGACUCCUCCGCUAUCGCCGAAAAGGCUCUCAAGUAUCUCGUCGCUCCGCCCUCAUCGGCAGCUGAUGCUGCUGGCAAGAACCACAUCACCGUCGCCCAGCUCGUCACUGCCCCCAAGACUAUUCCCGAGAUUGCACAGAUCGUCGCCGAGAUCACAGGUACGCCUGUCACCGCCGUUCCGGUCCCCGAAGACCAGUGGCUUCCCACCUUCCAGAAGGCAGGCAUGCCGGACAAGCUAGCUUCUGCCUUCUAUGAUCUCACAAAGGCAACCAACACCGGCUACGUCGGUUACCUCGAUCAGCCUCAGAUCGACGCCGAGGCACAACGCGGAGUCACCGUCAUCACCGAGCACACCGACGUCGACACCAAAGCGGCUCUCGAACGCCUCAUUGAACAAGUUAAGAGCGCAUGA